Molecule: messenger RNA, 2580 nt
Organism: Tuber aestivum (summer truffle)
Lineage: Eukaryota; Fungi; Ascomycota; Pezizomycetes; Pezizales; Tuberaceae
Source: the annotation of a GenBank genome assembly
GAGCAUCGCAAUUACAUGGCAUCUCUGCCGUCAUGAUACCAUUAAUAGACUAUCGUGAGUCUUAUUUCUUUCCACUUGCUCGGCCUCGCGGGUUUACAUUCUGUAAUUUUCUGACUUUUGUCUUAGCUUUUGUUUGGCUGGAGAAUGUCACGGGUGCGUUUAAGGAUGAGUGUAUGUUCCGAUCCUCCCAAUUUUUUUUUUGAUACCUCUGACAUGAUACUGGGAACGCAGUGAAGCUUAUUUUUACCAUUCUAUUAUCCUACCCGCUCGCUGGCGUUCUCAAACGGCUACCUGAUGCAGAGCCCGGCAAAAGGAAUCUGUUUAUGAUUGGGUAUGAGACUUCACUACUGAUCGGGGUGAUUGAAGAGAGGGGCGGCCGCUAAUCGAUGGUGGAUUGGACCACUAGGGUUUCGCUGUUUUACAUGGUUGGGGUUUUCGAUUUGUGGGGUGGGCUGCGGACUCUUGGUGUUAGCGCAGGUGGAGCGUAUGCUAUUGCAAAGUUUGUUCGAGGGCCGUAUAUGCCAUGGAUCGCCUUUGUGUACUUGAUGGGGCACAUGCUCAUUUCGCAUAUCGAGCGGGAGCUGCAUGGGAUUCCUGGGGUUGUGGAUGUUACUGGUGCGCAAAUGGUUAUGGUCAUGAAGGUUGGUCGACUGAAUACGGGGAAUCUUGGAAGGAGGUAGGGACUCACGGCUUUGAUGUUCUAGUUGACGGCAUUCUGUUGGUCAGUACAUGAUGGCCGAUUGCCCGAGAAGGUAUGAGUUAUUUACUCCUGCCAACAGCUUGUUUCGCGCGGAAAUUGACUUGUGAUUCUAGGAUUUAUCAGCCUUUCAGAAGGAUCGAGCGCUGCCGGUGAUGCCCGGUAUCCUCAACUACACUGCAUAUGUGGUGAGUUUUGUCAUUAGUCUGCUCUUUAUCACUAGCACUAAUAUUUCGCAUAGCUGUUUUUCCCGUCUUUGUUCGCUGGACCUGCGUUUGAUUUUGCAGAAUAUCAGAGGUGGAUUGAUUGCACAAUGUUUGACGUCACAGCUCCUGGUGCAACCAAGGGUAGCACAAAGCGGAAGAGAAAAAUCCCAAAGAGCCACCGUCCGGCAAUUUGGAAAGCUGUUUGUGGAUUGGGCUGGAUUUUUGCUUUCAUGAAGUUUUCUAGCUGGUACAAACCUGAGUUUGUUCUCGGUGACGAGUUUUUGGGCUAUUCAGUCCUGAGAAGGUAAUUAUGUUUUCCGAGCUGGUGUGGAUCGAAAACUGAAUACAGCCAUAGGAUUUGGUAUAUAUACGCUUUGGGUUUCGCCGCACGUCUCAAAUAUUAUGGUGUUUGGUCUCUGACUGAGGGUGCUUCUAUCCUCUCUGGUUUGGGGUAUAAUGGCCUUGAUGAGAACAAGAAGCCUCGCUGGGACCGUUUGACAAAUGUUGACCCUUGGGCGCUCGAGACUGCGGAGAAUUCAAGAGCUUACCUUGAAUCUUGGAAUAUGAACACGAACAAAUGGUUGAAGAACUACGUGUAUCUGAGAGUGACACCAAGAGGAAAGAAACCGGGAUUUAGAAGCUCUUUAGCUACCUUUGGGACAUCGGGUACGAAGGAUUUCUGGGGAUUCAUGUGAAGGCCGGGCUAAUCAAUACGCAGCCAUUUGGCAUGGUAUCUCUCCCGGGUAUUACCUCACGUUCUUAACGGCAUCACUUGUCCAGACGGUUGCUAAAUGUAUGUGUUAUUUGCCCUGAAAAUGGUAGGCUAUUUUUAUUUACUAACUAACGAUCCUGCAUCUAGAUUUCCGACGUCACAUUAGACCCUUCUUCAUGGAGCCGGACGGAAAGACGCCCGGAAAGCACAAGAAGGCGUAUGAUAUCUUCGGUCUUUUAGCGACACAAAUUGGGUUUUCCUACAUUGUCGCGCCGUUUAUCAUCUUGGACUUUAAGAACUCACUCAUACUCUGGGGCCGAGUUAAGGUUAGUGAGAUUGCACUUAUUCGCCCCAUGAAUUAGCAUCUAACGGUGUUUUGUUUUGUCUUAUUUUGUAGUUCUUUGUUCACAUCGGCAUCCUUCUUUCCAUGCUAUUCUUUAACUCGCCUGGAAAAGCUUGGCUCAACCAGAAGUUGAAGGCAAGGAUUGGAAGGCCUGUCACUUCCGAAGGGUUACACAAAUCACCAAGUGCUAGCGAUUUCCAUGGAGGCGCGCUCGGCCUUCCCGACGAUCCUAUGAAAGAUAUUGUGGAUAUACAACGAGAAUUAUUGGCGAAGAAGGAAGCAGUGGUGGUGAAUCGGAGGAGCGCAGUGAACACCGCAAACAAGGAUAAAUAGCCCCUAGUUAAUAGUUCCUUAAUAGAGGGCUGCUGAGACUGGAAACGCACCCAAAAUGCGGUGUUCCCCCUUUCUCUGUUGGAUGCUCUUCCGCCCGCUUAAUGCUUGUUGCACAGGUGGAAGAAGGUUGCGGUUGGGUUGAUACCUUUCCGCGUUCAGUAGUGGGUUUUCUUUUUUUCUUUUCUCUUUGCUUGCGGGAGUGGAGUAUAAUUGGGGUGAACAUUACUACCGGUACUACAUUUUCUAGUUAUAGAUUUUGGGUGAGAGAAAUUGCAGAUUGAUAGACUUG